Molecule: messenger RNA, 955 nt
Organism: Radiomyces spectabilis
Lineage: Eukaryota; Fungi; Mucoromycota; Mucoromycetes; Mucorales; Radiomycetaceae
Exons: 4
Coding region: 49-777 (242 amino acids)
Source: RefSeq, a predicted model, not a curated record
CUUUUUCUCUUUUCCUUUUUCCCCCUGCCUGUUUUUAUUUUACGACGCAUGGUUGACCAUGAUCGAAAAGGAAAAAAACGUGCCACGACACCUCCAUUAUCCGACCCCAAUCCUAGUUCAUCCGAUGACGGUUUCCAGGCCCCCCCCCCCGGUAAUUCCAAAACGUGGUCCAAGGAUCAAAACUGCUCAUGCCAAAAAAAGGCGAAAAGCGAUGGAAUCCAGGCUCCGACAUCCGACCAAGAAGGAGAAGCAUCGUCAUGUACUUCCAAAAAAAAAACCAAGAGCGAGAUCAAGUUUGAACAUGCGAACAAAAAACGCAGUGCCAAGCAUGAAGCGAAGGCCAAAGAGGCGGAGGAAAAAGCGAUGAAAAAGGCAGCGAGCGGUGUUGCAGUUGUCUGUCCGACAUGCCAUCAACUUGAGCAGAGUCGCUCCUCCAACAAAGCAUGCCUAAACUAUCGCCCCAAGCGCAUCAAUGCAAGCGAGCUGAAGCGAACAUCCAUCAUUAAAACUUCGCUCAAAAAUACUUGCAGGAACGAAAGAUUCAUCGCCGCGUUACAGAAAGUCGUCGAGCAUGUUCGCGAUGUAACUUAUGUUGGUUCGCUCUUCGCCAAUCUUCAUAUUUUACGAUGUAUCAAUGAAAACCAACGGCUUCCAUCUUUCUCGCACGGAUUGUUCUACGAUCUUUUCAGCACGAUCAUGGGAAAAGGCAGCAAGGCCACUGCGGAGGUCAAAGAAUCGAUUCCAGCAAGUUCCCACUUUUUACACCAAGGAAUUUAAGUUACUUAUCUAUUUCAACGGUGAUCAGUGAAGUGGCCAAGCAAUACGACGAAAUAGCGCGGAACCAUGUGGUCUCUAAUUUCAAACCAAAAACGGUUCAAUAUCUACUGAUUCGCCUUUCCGAUGACCAAGGUUCAUUUUUUUUUUCCAAGCAUUCCCGUUUCCGGAAAAGAUUGAU